AUGAAAUGAGGUCGCCUUCCCAGCAGCAGUGAGGAUUCUGACGACAAUGGCAGCCUGUCAACUACAUGGUCCCAGAACUCUCGAUCCCAGCACAGGAGAAGUUCCUGCUCCAGACAUGAAGACCGGAAGCCUUCAGAGGUGUUUAGGACAGACCUGAUCACCGCCAUGAAGUUGCAUGACUCCUACCAGCUGAACCCGGACGAGUACUAUGUGUUGGCAGAUCCCUGGAGACAGGAAUGGGAGAAAGGGGUCCAGGUGCCUGUGAGCCCGGGGACCAUCCCGCAGCCUGUGGCCAGGGUUGUGUCCGAAGAGAAAUCCUUCAUGUUCAUCAGGCCCAAGAAGUACAUAGUGACCUCGGGCUCUGAGCCUCCAGACUUGGGCUACGUGGACAUCCAGAUGCUGGCCGACAGCGUGUGUCGAUAUGACCUGAACGACAUGGAUGCCAUGUGGCUGGAGCUGACCAACGAGGAGUUCAAGGAGAUGGGAAUGCCUGAACUGGACGAGUUCACCAUGGAAAGGGUCCUGGAGGAAUUUGAGCAGCGAUGCUAUGACAGUAUGAAUCAUGCCAUCGAGACUGAGGAAGGCCUGGGGAUUGAGUACGAUGAAGACGUGGUCUGUGACGUCUGCCAGUCCCCCGAUGGUGAGGACGGCAACGAGAUGGUGUUCUGCGACAAGUGCAACAUCUGUGUGCACCAGGCCUGCUAUGGAAUCCUCAAGGUGCCAGAGGGCAGUUGGCUAUGCCAGACCUGUGCCCUGGGAGUCCAGCCAAAAUGUUUGCUGUGUCCCAAGAAGGGCGGUGCUAUGAAGCCCACCCUCAGCAGAACCAAGUGGGUCCAUGUCAGCUGUGCCCUGUGGAUCCCUGAGGUGAGCAUUGGCAGCCCAGAGAAGAUGGAGCCCAUCACAAAGGUGUCUCACAUCCCCAGCAGCCGGUGGGCGCUCGUGUGCAGCCUCUGCAACGAGAAGUUCGGGGCCUCCAUACAGUGCUCCGUGAAGAACUGCCGCACGGCCUUCCAUGUGACCUGUGCUUUUGACCGGGGCUUGGAAAUGAAGACUAUCUUGGCAGAGAAUGAUGAAGUCAAGUUCAAGUCCUACUGCCCAAAGCACAGCUCCCACCGGAAGUCUGAGGAGAGCCUUGGCGAGGGCGCCGCGCAGGAGAACCGGGCCCCCGAGUGCUCCCCCCUGAAUCCGCUGGAGCCCUUUGCCAGUCUGGAGCAGAACCGGGAGGAAGCCCACCGGGUGAGCGUCCGCAAGCAGAAGCUGCAGCAGCUGGAGGAUGGGUUCUACACCUUCGUCAACCUGCUGGACGUGGCCCGAGCCCUGAGGCUGCCUGAGGAAGUGGUGGACUUCCUGUACCAAUACUGGAAGCUCAAGAGGAAGGUCAACUUCAACAAGCCUCUGAUCACCCCAAAGAAAGACGAAGAGGACAAUCUAGCCAAGCGGGAGCAGGAUGUCUUGUUUAGGAGGCUGCAGCUGUUCACGCACCUGCGGCAGGACCUGGAGAGGGUUCAGAACUUCACUUACAUGGUGACCCGCAGGGAAAAGAUCAAGCGAUCUGUGUGCAGAGUCCAGGAACAGAUGUUCAGUCUGUACACUAAGCUCUUGGAGCAAGAAAGAGUUUCAGGUGUGCCUUCUUCUUCCUGCUCCUCCUCCUCACUGGAACACAUGCUUCUGUUUAAUAGUCCUUCUGUGGGUCCCGACGCUCCCAAGAUAGAGGACUUGAAAUGGCAUUCUGCGUUCUUCAGGAAACAAAUGGGUACUUCCUUGGUUCAUUCCCUGAAAAAGCCCCAUAACCGAGACCUGUUGCAGAACAGCAGUGGGGGCGAGGGCAAGGCCCUGCCCCGGCAGCCAGAGCUGUGCGGCGUGAGGGAGGGGCUGGGGGUCCCAGAGAGCUUUCUGAGUUUUGACACCUUUGCAGAAGCACGUCUUAUAUCAGCACAACAGAAAAAUGGUGUGGUGACAGCAGACCACGGGAAAAGAGACAAUUUUUUUCAUUGUGAUCUCAUUAAAGGAGACUUGAAGGACAGACCUUUUAAACAGAGUCACAAGCCUCUCAGGUCCACAGAUGUGUCCCAGAGGCAUCUGGACAACACGAGAGCCGCCCCCUCCCCGGGAGUGGGGCAGUCAGCGCCUGGAGCCAGGAGGGACAUGGUGCCCAGGUGCAAUGGCUCCCUAGUCAGAGUGACCUGUAGUCAGACCACAGUCCAAGUGCCUACAACACCUGCCAGCCCAGGGAAAGACUGGGGGGGGGGGGUCCAGAUUCCAAAGAAGGGGGAGCCGCAGCAGCAGGGAGAGGCCCCCGAGGGCACCUGCCACCAGCACUCAGACUACCCCUACCUGGGCCUAGGCCGAGCUCCAGCCAAGGAACGCACAAAAAGCAAAUUAAAACCUGACAGUGAGAAUGACGGGUAUGUCCCCGAUGCAGAAAUGAGUGACUCGGAGAGUGAGGCCUCGGAGAAGAAGUGUGUCCAUGCCAGCAGCACCAUCAGCAGGAGGACAGACAUCAUCAGGAGGAGCAUCCUGGCCUCCUGACCCCUGGCCUGUCGCCAUGUGCCGGGGAGGUCUGGUGGCGGGGACAAGCAGAAGCCCUUUAUUCCUUAGCUACACAAACACAUUUUUACAAUUCAGACUGAAUUUUUUUCCAGAGUCAUUUAUAAAUCAUCGUUGUGAGAAGAUUGUGUUAUUUGCAGCUUGUUGAGGAGACAGAAGAGUAGAUUGUAACCAUAGGACAUGGUAGAUUAGCACCUGAAUUACACCCUACACAGGAUGAGUGGAGUCAGUGUGGACGAGGGCAAGGCUUACCCACGCCUCGUGGAUGUCUGUUGCUCUCUGCAUUCUUCCCAAAGCACAAACUCCUGGUUCCCCGAGUAUACAGAAUCAGAUAGAACUCUAAUGAAUUAAUACAUUUAUAGAAACCAAUUGUAGCCCACAGAGCUCUUUUCUAGGACUGUGGUCAGCCUUGAAAUGGUGUGGCCCACGAGGCAGUUCUGCUACAUAGACAGAGGCAGCAGCUCUGACCCUGAGCGACACUAGGAGACUCCUGUAACCCAGCAGCCAGGGAAGAGAGAAUUUAUAAAAGGUCAUUACUGGAGUCACUGUAGGAUGGGGAGAGCUGCUGCGCCUGGAGAGGCCUCGCUCCUGAAGCCUGUGAGUGGAUGUGGGAUGCAGGACUGGCAGAGAGUGAAGCCACCUAGAAAGUUCUCUGUCUGAGAAAGGGCAGCUGGAGUCCCACUUUCACCAGUCCUUCUGACCUUCCUCUUCCUUAACCACUGGCUCUUGGGCCAGCUUAGGUUUCCCCUGGCCAUUGCCAGGACCUGGCCACCUGGCUAUUCAAUUCAAGUGACGAACUUCAGACUCUGGUGACUGGUACUUCCCAGAGCCCACCACUAGUGCAUAUGUUGGGGAUCUGGGCUUCCAGCAUGAACGGAUUCCUUAAUAAAAAGGGAAAAAAAGAAAAAAAAAGAAUAAAGUGAAAUAGGUUAUAUUUUAAAAACAAUAGAAAGGCAAUAACUUGUGAUAAGCUCUUACCAUUGACCGAGGCUGAACAGGAAGGAGACUGAGGUGUGCCCUGCGCAGGUUUCCUGGAGUCAGAGCUCUGCACUCUCAUUUGUAACUUGGACUUUCUAAUUGCAAAUGGCAAUAACUAGUAAGUUAUCAGCAAUAAUUUAGCAUUCAAUUUGAGUACAAUAUUCUGUUUUUGUACUCGCUGGAGUGUGUGUAUUAAGACGGUGGAUAGUGUUAAGGUACUGUUAAUUUUCUUUGGAAUCCAAUGUAGUUGUGAAUCAAACUUAUGAGAAGGAAAGUUUAAAUAGUAAUGAGAUUUAGAAUU
This is a messenger RNA of Marmota monax (woodchuck), 3826 nucleotides long. RefSeq names its product protein Jade-1-like. The record is from RefSeq and is a predicted model, not a curated record. Gene Ontology annotation, cellular component: histone acetyltransferase complex. Gene Ontology annotation, biological process: regulation of transcription by RNA polymerase II. NCBI's taxonomy places the organism in Eukaryota, Metazoa, Chordata, Mammalia, Rodentia, Sciuridae.